Messenger RNA from Leptosomus discolor (cuckoo roller), 1181 nucleotides. Lineage: Eukaryota; Metazoa; Chordata; Aves; Leptosomiformes; Leptosomidae. The record is from RefSeq and is a predicted model, not a curated record.
AAAUAAACCAGAGGCAGUAGAAGUAACAUUUGCAGACUUUGAUGGAGUCCUUUACCAUAUUUCAAACCCCAAUGGAGACAAGACAAAAGUGAUGGUCAGUAUUUCUCUGAAAUUCUACAAGGAACUCCAGGAACACGGUGCUGACGAGGUAUUGAAGAAGGUCUAUGGAAACUACUUGGUAAAUCCUGAAUCAGGUUACAAUGUCUCUUUGCUCUACGACCUGGAGAACCUUCCUGCAGACAAGGACGCUAUCGUGCACCAAGCUGGCAUGUUGAAGCGCAACUGCUUUGCUUCAGUCUUCGAGAAGUAUUUCAAAUUCCAGGAAGAAGGCAAAGAAGGAGAAAAAAGAGCUGUCAUCCACUACAGGGACGAUGAGACAAUGUAUGUUGAGGCGAAAAAGGACCGUGUGACGGUUGUGUUCAGCACGGUAUUUAAGGAUGACGAUGACGUGGUGAUUGGAAAGGUGUUUAUGCAGGAGUUCAAGGAGGGUCGCCGGGCCAGUCACACAGCCCCACAGGUGCUCUUCAGCCACAGGGAGCCGCCCUUGGAGCUGAAAGACACAGACGCGGCCGUUGGCGACAACAUUGGCUACAUCACCUUUGUGCUGUUCCCCCGUCACACCAAUGCUGCUGCCAGAGACAACACCAUCAACCUGAUCCACACAUUCCGGGACUACCUGCACUAUCACAUCAAGUGCUCAAAGGAUGCAGAGAAGAAAGAAAUGAAAACAAUCACGGGGAAGACGUUCACAACCCGUUAACGCCAGGGUCACUGAGGCUGCCGUGGAGGACGAAGGUUGGGGCACUUGCUACCCGAUAAUCGUAGCUUUUAAUGUUGCACCUCUGUGGGCUCAUAAGGAAUUCAAGCAAUCGGGGUCUGUUUGUACGACAGUUUGGGGAGUAAUCUGCAGAAACGAGCUGUGCUUGCGAGGACUCGAUCGUUCCAAGAAACAAAACCUUAAUUCCAGUUUGAUUGACUUAAUUUCUUUUCUUUUUUAAUUUUUUUUUUUCUUUUCAAGCUGUUUCGCUUUGCAAUAUGUUACCGGAAAUAAGUUGCAGUAUUUCUUAUGAGAAUAAUACAAUAUUAACUUGUUUUCUUCUGAGUAUUUGAGUUCAAAACUCCUGUAUCUGAAGAAAUACUGUUGGGGUUCAUUAAUAAAGGAGAUCUUUCUAUCUUAAGGG